AUGUCCACUACAUCGAAACCCCAUCCGUGGCUGAGAACAGCCAUGAAAAUGUCCCUCAAGAGACUGCCCAUUCUCCACAGCUUGGUAUCCAAGUCCAGCCAUAUACGUACCAAGAUGAAGAAACCCAUGAUGAUUCAUAAGCUUGUUUCUAUCAAGAAACCCACAAAGCUUAAUAGGUUUAAGCUCCUCAAGCAUUACAACUAUGGCUACCUUGGAGGGUAUCAGUUUGACUCCCCUUCGAGCACUCCUCUUAUUCGCUACUGCAACCGAGAACACGAGGUCCAAAACAGAAGCAUCCAUGAUUUUUACUCGGUGCUGCUUUGGUGCAAGUGUUUUGGUAGCUUGAAAGCUCAAGUGAGAGAAGAUGUGGCUGCUCCCAUGGAAUUGGCAAUGGCAGGGGGAAUAGAUUUUGAAGAAGAUGAUGGAGAUGAUGAUUCAGUUGAUGCGAGGGCUGAGAGAUUCAUUGAAAAUUUCUACGCAGAGAUGAAGCUGCAGAGGCAGGAAUCGUUUUGA
Hibiscus syriacus is the source of this 513-nucleotide messenger RNA. RefSeq lists its product as uncharacterized. Lineage: Eukaryota; Viridiplantae; Streptophyta; Magnoliopsida; Malvales; Malvaceae. Bases 1 to 513 code for a protein of 170 amino acids. The record is from RefSeq and is a predicted model, not a curated record. The transcript has a single exon.